AUGCCGAGCUCCGUUGAUCCCAAACACGACCCUUACGACAUCGCCAUUGUCGGCUCUGGAUUAGGAGGCCUCUCGGCAGCCGUUGCUUUGCGACGAGCAGGACACAACGUCACCAUUUAUGAGAGAUAUGACUUCGGCGGUGAGGUCGGCGCAUCACUCUCCUGCGCAUCGAAUGGAUCUCGGUUCCUACAAGAAUGGCAAGUCGACAUCGCCAAAGCCAGACCCGUCAUCCUCAAGAGCCUGAUUCGACAUGACUGGAAGACUGGCCAAGUGUCUGGGACAUAUCCUCUUGGAGACUAUCGCGAGCGCUUCGGAACAGAUUAUAACAACUUCCACCGCAUUGAUCUUCACCAACACUUGAAGCACGUGGCUACAACUGAAGGCGGCAAAGGAACCCCUGCCCAGCUCAAGGUCUGGCACAAGGCCGUAGAUUUGGACCCUAUUGCUGGAAAGAUUGUCUUCGAGAAUGGUGUGGUUGCUACACAUGAUCUUGUUGUGUGCGCUGAUGGGAUCCGAAGCCAGAUGCGAGAGAAACUUGGGGUUAUCCCGCACAUCGCACCGUCGGCUUCCUGCUGCUACCGAUGCAUCAUCCAUGCCGACAAGCUUCGGGAGCUCGGCUUGCACGGGUUUGCUGAAAAUAGUGCCAUUGAAUUCUGGGGGGGCGACGGCAUUGACAAGAUCGUCAUGAGUGCUUGUUCUGACCAUGACGUCGUCAGCUGCUACUGCUUCUAUCCCGCAGAGAAAAAUGACUUGAAAGAAGAUGGGUGGGACAUCUCAACAACAGGAGAGAACCUGGCGGCAACCUUUCCUGAGCUGGACGAAAGGCUUCUCACCUUGUUCCGCAAUGCCGAGGACAUCAAAAUGUGGCGACUCUAUGACCAUGACCAGUACCCAUAUUGGGUCAAAGGAAAAUGCUGCCUCUUGGGCGAUGCGGCGCAUCCCAUGAUGCCAGACCAGUCGCAAGGCGCUUGUAUGGCCAUAGAAGACGCUGGAGCUCUUGGGAUUCUCUUCGCACCCAAGUAUGCCGAUUUAGACGUGACCGAGAAGCUUCGUCUAUACGAGCUGGAACGGAAGCCUCGCGCUUCUCGAGUCCAAGACAGCAGUCGACGAGCAAGACUAGACCUCACAGAGCGCAUUGGUUGGAGCAGUGCCAAUGACAGGCCCGGCAAGUUGACAAUUGAAGAAGUAUGUGGCUAUGAUAUGCAUGCUCAUGUGGCCGAGUUGGUUAAGGAGACCAAAGCAGCCGGCUAG
Metarhizium brunneum ARSEF 3297 is the source of this 1251-nucleotide messenger RNA. Its product is annotated as 3-hydroxybenzoate 6-hydroxylase 1. Gene Ontology annotation, molecular function: monooxygenase activity; FAD binding. The record is from RefSeq and is a predicted model, not a curated record. Lineage: Eukaryota; Fungi; Ascomycota; Sordariomycetes; Hypocreales; Clavicipitaceae.